CAUAUAUUCUUAAUGACAAUCAAGCACGUAAAGAUAAGCGACAUCGAUCUACGUCAAUAGAAAUAUGGCAAACUCAUAGGAUACUUCAAGGUGAUUCAUUAAGCCCCAUGGUGUUCAAUAUCGCGACCAGCAAAGCAAUAAAUGCAAUUCAGAGACAACAGGACAAAAAUGUACGCAAAUGCAGAUGACAUGGUCAUAGUUUCUGCAAGAGUCCAAGAAUCAUUUAACGACUUGGGCCAAUAGACAGAAGAAAAUAGCCUACAAAUAAACGUCAGAAAAGGAAGGAAGGAAGGAAAAGUGAGGCUAGGAGACAAAAUGAUAUGCCUCUGUAAGCUAUGCGGAAGGUGGCAGGCAGCAAAUGAAUGUACUAUAUAGGUACAUAAUAAAUGGCAGGGCAGCUGAUUCAAUAUGUCGUCGUCCGUGCAGACUUGUUGAAAACUCUUAACUGGCCUGUGGGAUCAGUGAUCGCUCAGGCUUGCCAUGCAUGCUGUGCAGUCACUUACCUCUACCAUAAUGAUCCUCACACACAGGAGUAUCUGAAGGACCUUGAUAAUAUGCACAAAGUUGUGCUGGAGGUUCCAGAUGAAUCAAGUUUAUGUAAUUUAGAAUUAAAACUGAAAGAACACCAUGUCUUACAUAAAAUGUGGAUAGAACAGCCAGAAAACUUUCCCACCUGUAUUGUAGUGAAGCCUUAUCCAAAGGAAGAGGUGCAAAAGUACUUCAAGAAAUUGAAACUGUUCAAAGGUUAAUUCACAUUAUUCAAGUUCAUUUAAAUCUGUUACAAUACAUUCUCAUGAAAGUAAUUCAUGUAUGUUUCAAGGACAAUAAAAUGCCCACUAGUUUGUAUUUAAUUUUCUAUGGAUGUCUUCUUUGAAUUUGAGUUUCAUUGUUUUUUUCAUAAGUAUUGUAAUGUGAUUAUUUAAGGUAAAUAAAUUUUGAAAAAUGUUA
Messenger RNA from Zootermopsis nevadensis, 948 nucleotides. Its product is annotated as putative peptidyl-tRNA hydrolase PTRHD1. NCBI's taxonomy places the organism in Eukaryota, Metazoa, Arthropoda, Insecta, Blattodea, Termopsidae. The record is from RefSeq and is a predicted model, not a curated record. Gene Ontology annotation, molecular function: peptidyl-tRNA hydrolase activity.